Molecule: messenger RNA, 2180 nt
Organism: Neoarius graeffei (lesser salmon catfish)
Lineage: Eukaryota; Metazoa; Chordata; Actinopteri; Siluriformes; Ariidae
Gene: eaf1
Product: ELL associated factor 1
Exons: 6
Coding region: 140-907 (255 amino acids)
Biological process (GO): regulation of transcription elongation by RNA polymerase II; positive regulation of DNA-templated transcription
Cellular component (GO): super elongation complex
Molecular function (GO): transcription elongation factor activity
Source: RefSeq, a predicted model, not a curated record
UGUUUUGUAAUCUGACCGGAAGUCUUACGAUGUCAACAAGUUGUGUGUGAUAUGAUUUGCUGUAGCUCUUACAGAGAGAAUCUGCGCUUUCGGAAGCCCGCAGGUGAAUAAAUGUCGGUGUGAUUAAAGGCUUACAGUCAUGAACGGAAGCUGCAAUGCGGUGCUGGAUAAGGAGGAGCAUGUGUUAAAGCUGGGAGAAAGCUUCGAGAAGAGAGCCAAGUCCUCUUUCCACACCAUCAGAUAUGAUUUUAAGCCGGCGUCUAUUGACACAUCAUGUGAAGGAGAGCUGCAGGUGGGAAAAGGAGAUGAGGUCACCAUUACACUCCCACACAUACCGGGUUCAACGCCUCCCAUGACGGUCUUCAAAGGCAACAAACGGCCAUAUCACAAAGACUGCGUCCUGAUCAUCAACCACGACACCGGCGAGUUUGUGCUGGAAAAGCUGAGCAGCAGCAUUCAGGUCAAGAAGACCAGAGCUGAGGGCAGCAGUAAGAUCCAGGCUCGGAUCGAGCAGCAGUCAGUGAGAGCCAGUCAGCCUGCGUCUCAGUUCCGAACUCCUACUAAACCCAGCGGCGGCGUGAAGACGUCCCCGAGUAAAGACAACCCGUCUCCUGAACCCCAGCUCGACGACAUCAAGAGAGAGCUGCGGGCGGAGGUGGAGAUCAUUGAGCAGAUGAGCAGCAGUGGCAGCAGCAGCUCCUCAGACUCGGGCAGCUGUUCGGGCAGCGGAGACGACGACAGCUCCAGCAGUGACGGGGAACACGAGAGUGCAAACGUCCACCUGUCCCCCAGCCGAGAGCCUCUGAGCAACGGCACGGACAAAUCCCAGGGCAACAACCAGCUAAUGAACACGCUGAGAAACGAUCUGCAGCUGAGCGAAUCGGGCAGCGACAGCGACGACGAUUGAUGCUUUUCCCAUCAUCCUUCACUCAGCACUGUUCUCCCUCUUCUUUCCCGGAAAGACCGUGACACGCCGCUCUUCUGUUACGUUUUAUAUCGCCGCAUGCGCUUUUGCAGUUUUGUCACAGCGCAUAUAUAAAAAUUGAUCAGAGGAGAAGUUCUAGUUUGUAUUUUUAUUAGAUUAUUUUUAUUUCAUUAAAGUAUUUUUUUAAGGCCUGUUGCAGGAUUUAAAAAAAAAAAAAAGCAUUGUGUGAAAAAGGUUAUCUAGCAUCAAUGCUAUCGAUUAUAUAACAGUUUGAUGUUUUUUUUGGUAAUGCAUGUCCUGAGCGAAGGCAGGAAGUGAUCAGAAAGGGGCGGAGCUUUGAGUUUCAGCUCAGUGUAGUGCUUAGCAUUCAAUCGUGGAUUCUGGUUGUGAUGUCAUAUGAUCAUGAUACUGUUUGCGAUUGACUGGUCACGAUCCGCUUCAGCACCGUCCGCAUGGACACGAACACCGGCACGUUGAUGAUUUUGUACAGCUUUUUGGAAUUCGCUGAUGUUUAUCAGGUGGAAGGUUCACCACAAAGGGGCGAUAUCCGGAAGCUACAUAUCCACUCUGUGCAAAUGCAUCACUGGGGGGAGGCAAAUUCUUAAAAUUAAAAAAAAAAAAAAAAAAGCGCGAUAAAAUUUGGUUCUGCAAAUUAUGCGCAAGAGUGACGAAUUGGACAAAUUACAUUUGUUGUCUACGCAUUUGUGUAUUUCUGUUUGGACAACAUGGCUGCAAAUUUAAUAACUACAGGAAUGUGUCAUCCAAAGAAAGGAAUAUUUUAACUUCACAAAAAUAUUGAACUCGAUGUAUUUAUUCAAAUACGUAAUUUCUGGUUCAUUGUAAACGGACGCCUUUUCAAGCUAAGAUAAUGGAGAUAUUCGCAUCGUGAAUAUGAAGUGGACAUUUGGAUUUAUUUAUUUUUUAAACGGAUUGUGUGACGCCACUAUGCUGUGAACUUCGUCACUAUUCGUCCGCACUUCUGAAACUGAUCUGUAGCAGCUUAGUCAUUCAAAAGAGAUCACGUGACGACGUGCUUCUGUAUAUUAAGAUGAUGACGGGAAUAUUGUACAGAAUGAACAGUGUAAUUUGUUAAAAGCAUAGCUUUAAUUGUAAUUAUGUGUAGAGAUUUUAAGUGCGAAGAGUCCAGGCUUGUAUUUUGAAAGUAUAAAUGCUUUUUGCUCUUCAGGGUGUUCCUUGAAACCAGAGCAUUCUCUGUACCUGGGUUAAUGGAGCAAUAAAGAGCUGUUUUCUGAAA